This is a messenger RNA of Jatropha curcas, 675 nucleotides long. Its product is annotated as Methyltransferase-related protein. The record is from RefSeq and is a predicted model, not a curated record. Lineage: Eukaryota; Viridiplantae; Streptophyta; Magnoliopsida; Malpighiales; Euphorbiaceae.
GACAAACAAAAUAAAAACAUCAAGUAGACGUAAUCAAAUAAUAUAAUUUUUCUUAAUAAUAUUCGUAAUCAUGCUACCGUAAAAAGGCUUAUCUCAAAUCCCAUUCUCAUCGCCACCGUCGGAAAAAUGUGCCCUUUGAGGGUCAUUCUGAUAUUUCUUUCCGCCACUCUCGCCGGAUUUUUCGUUGUUCGAAAUCUCAAAUCCCGACCUCUCACCGACGACGGCGGCGGCGAUAAUUCUCAAUCCUCCUCCUCCUCCUCCUCCGGUUCUUCCAUUAACAAUGCUUCAUUGAACUCCAAGGUUCGAUCGGCUAUAGAAUCUGGAUUUUGGACCUUUGUAGACAUGGCGAGUGGACGAUAUCUGUGGAAGCAUUUGGUCCCAUCGUCGUCUUCUCCUUCUUCUCAUAAGGUUAAGCGUUCCAGUUGAUGGUUUUAUAAUGUUUUCUGGUUUGCUUCUGCCCCAAUUGAUGGCAGUAACCAGGCUGAAACUUUUAUGAUUUGCAGUUACGAUUUGUAAUAUUGUAAUUGAAUUCAAAUGAUUCCCACUUGUUGUUGUUGUUGUUGUUGUUGUUGUUGUUGUUCUUGGUUAUGGUGAUAGGAUGGUGGAGUUUGUAAUUAACAUUUUAUUGAAAAAGAACCUCAAUUUGCUUGAAAAAAGUUAGCUUCUUCCACUUAA